Messenger RNA from Triticum dicoccoides, 690 nucleotides. Its product is annotated as diphthamide biosynthesis protein 3-like. Gene Ontology annotation, molecular function: metal ion binding. NCBI's taxonomy places the organism in Eukaryota, Viridiplantae, Streptophyta, Magnoliopsida, Poales, Poaceae. The transcript is spliced from 2 exons. Gene Ontology annotation, cellular component: cytosol. Gene Ontology annotation, biological process: protein histidyl modification to diphthamide. Bases 138 to 389 code for a protein of 83 amino acids. The record is from RefSeq and is a predicted model, not a curated record.
CCACUUUUCCUCUCCCCCUCGCACGCGGCCUCUUCUUUCCGUUCCGUCCUUCCUUGCGCUUGCGGCGGCGGCGCGAAGCCAUCGGAGAACUUUCGAGGGGGAGCCAGCUAGGGUUUGGGCCGCGGCGGCGCGCGACGAUGUCGGCGUACGACGAGGUGGAGAUCGAGGACAUGGAGUGGAGCGAGGAGCUGGGGGCGUACACGUACCCGUGCCCCUGCGGCGACCUCUUCCAGAUCACGCUCGCCGACCUCCGCCUCGGGGAGGAGAUCGCGCGCUGCCCCUCCUGCUCGCUCUUCCUCACCGUCGUCUACAACGAGGAGGACUUCGCCGACGCCAAGGAGCCCCCGCAGAAGCCGCCGCCCGCCCCGCAGCCCGUCGCCGUCGCCUGAAGCGCAAUCCCCCGCACCCCCCGUGGGUGGCUCGUCGGCAUGGACGGACGACAGGAUCAGCAUCGUAGCUGGGAGAGGAAUGAGAGAGAUUGCUUGGCAUACGCGGGAGCAUCUGUACUUGUACUUGUAAAAUGAGAAAAAUCGCAGCGUCGUAUCAACUUUUGGUUGUUUAACUGAAUUUAUCCGUGUGGACUCACUCAGUUGUUACAAAGGCACUGUCCAUGACUGGUGCUUCAAAAUUUCGUUAUCCCAGUUUUUGUACCCGAUGACUCACCGAUCUCAUUGCUGCGCCUUGUGGUAA